Nanorana parkeri is the source of this 1674-nucleotide messenger RNA. It is a transcript of the gene CCN2, whose product is annotated as connective tissue growth factor. The record is from RefSeq and is a predicted model, not a curated record. Gene Ontology annotation, molecular function: integrin binding; heparin binding. Lineage: Eukaryota; Metazoa; Chordata; Amphibia; Anura; Dicroglossidae. Gene Ontology annotation, cellular component: extracellular region; extracellular matrix. Bases 211 to 1242 code for a protein of 343 amino acids. The transcript has 5 exons. Gene Ontology annotation, biological process: signal transduction; cell adhesion.
UGCUGCUAGACUCACACAACAACUCUUCCAGAACCUGAGAGAGGAACAAACUCAACAAACAGGGGCAAAGGAAAGAGGCUUUCAGACUCUGAAUUAAAGCGCAAAAACUAACUUUGAGAGAAAACUUCAAGAAACUACACAAGAUCGACUUGAGAUCUAGAGAAAGCGAACGGCAGAAGAAUUUCUUUUGAUUUGCAAGAAAACAGAACAAUGUCUUCCGGAAAAGUGACAGCUGUACUCCUCUUGGCUGUGCUCUGCUGGGUAUCUGAUGCCCAGGAUUGCAAUGGGGAAUGUCAGUGCCCACAGAAAGUACCUGAGUGUGCGCCUGGGGUUAGCCUGGUCCAGGAUGGAUGUGGAUGCUGUAAAGUGUGUGCCAAGCAAUUGGGUGAACUCUGCACUGAGAGAGACAUGUGCGACCCACACAAAGGACUGUUCUGUGACUUUGGCUCCAGGAUCAACAGGAAAAUUGGAGUCUGCACUGCCAGGGAAGGUGCCCCUUGUGUGUUUGGAGGCAUGGUCUACAGAAGUGGGGAGUCCUUCCAAAGCAGUUGCAAGUACCAAUGCACAUGCUUAGAUGGAGGCGUUGGCUGUGUGCCACUCUGCAGCAUGGAUGUCCGUCUUCCUAGCCCUGACUGUCCAUACCCAAGAAGGGUGAAACUGUCUGGCAAGUGCUGUGAAGAAUGGGUCUGUGAUCAACCUGCAGAAAAAACCAUCAUUGGACCUGCUCUGCCUGCUUUUAGAAUGGAGGAGACAUACGGUCCUGAUCCAUCUCUGAUGCGUGCCAACUGUCUGGUACAGACCACUGAAUGGAGUGCUUGCUCAAAGACCUGUGGCAUGGGCAUCUCUACACGGGUUACCAAUGACAACGAGCACUGCAGACUGGAGAAACAGAGCAGACUCUGUAUGGUUAGACCUUGUGAAGCCGACCUUGAGGAAAACAUUAAGAAAGGAAAGAAGUGCAUCCGUACUCCUAAAAUCUCCAAACCAGUCAAGUUCGAGUUUUCUGGCUGCACAAGUGUGAAAACCUACAGAGCCAAGUUUUGUGGGGUCUGCACAGAUGGUCGUUGCUGUACCCCUCAUAGAACCGCCACCCUCCCAGUAGAGUUCAAGUGUCCUGAUGGUGAGGUCAUGAAGAAGAAGAUGAUGUUCAUCAAGACAUGUGCAUGUCAUUACAAUUGCCCUGGAGACAAUGACAUCUUCGAAUCCAUGUACUACAGAAAAAUGUAUGGGGAUAUGGCAUAGAUCCAGAGAACCACCCCAAAAGACUGUUUCACUUGAAAUGACUUUUGCAUCUCAUUGCUAAACAUAAUGUUAUAGCACAAGAACGUAUUUAAGUCUGUUUGAAUGAAAGUCUUUCUUUUUAAGACUUGAUUGUUGAAUGACCCCAGCCAUUGGUUUGAAGAAAGGAAGACGAACCAGGCCUCCCUAGCUCUGCUGGGUGCAAUGUAAUGUUGCUGUACAUUCAUUGUCAUAGGGCAGUAUGCACUGAGUAUAAGUGAUGUAUUUUGCACCCAGUAAUGCAACUGGAAAAAAUAGCUCUUACUAUCUUUAUAUACAGUAUUCAAUGAAAUGGCACCAUUUCAGUGACAGCUGGAGUUUAUAUUCCAGCUAAAUUAUGGUACCUAAACAGUUGUCCUUGUAGGACAACAUAAUUUUUUUUUAGCAAACCCUGAG